CUACUAGACUCACAUCUCAUUAUAUCUACUGUAUACAACAGCAUUCCCCUCUAUAGUGGGAAGCAAGGGUGUGAUUAUUUUGGAUUUUAUUUUACAUUAUCCUGUCAUUAGUAUCUGUAUGUUGGUCUGUAGACCAAAUUUAAAAAUAGUAUUUGAUAGAUCCCUUUUUCUUUUUAUUUGGACCUAUUUUUAUAUAUUUUUUUCCUGGUCCCAUGGACUUGCUGUCACAUCCACUCCGAGACAUGGAAAUUACAGAGAGUUCCCUCUGCUCAUUCUCUGCAGCUGAUGACUUUUAUGAUGACCCAUGCUUUAAUACUUCUGACAUGCACUUUUUUGAAGAUUUAGACCCCAGGCUGGUUCAUGUGAGUUUAAUGAAGCCUGAUGAACAUCACCAUCUUAAUGAAGAUGGGCAUGUCAGAGCACCCAGUGGGCAUCACCAGGCUGGCAGGUGCCUCUUAUGGGCAUGUAAAGCCUGCAAAAGGAAGACCACCAAUGCUGACCGCAGGAAGGCUGCCACUAUGCGAGAGAGGAGAAGGCUCAACAAAGUUAAUGAGGCAUUUGAGACCCUGAAGAGAUGCACUUCCACCAACCCAAACCAAAGGCUACCCAAAGUGGAGAUCUUAAGGAAUGCCAUCAGCUAUAUUGAGAACCUCCAGGCUCUGCUCAGAGAGCAAGAUGACAUCUACUUCCCUGUCUUUGAACAAUAUAGUGGAGACUCAGAUGCCUCCAGUCCCAGAUCCAACUGCUCAGAUGGCAUGAUGGAUUACCCAGGACCUAAAUGCACUUCCAGGAGGAGAAACAGCUAUGACAGCAGUUAUUACAGUGAGACACCAAAUGAUACAAGGCCUGGGAAAAACUCAGUCAUCUCUAGCUUAGACUGUCUGUCAAGCAUUGUAGAGAGGAUUUCCACUGAAACCCCAAACUGCCCUUCUCUUCCUGCAGUGGAAAGUGGAUCUGAAGGCAGUCCCUGUUCUCCCCUCCAGGGGGAGACAUUGAGUGACAGUAACAUUACUAUCUCUUCCCCAAUCACAUGCACACAACUCCCCCAGGACAGCAGCAGUACCAUAUACCAAGUAUUAUAACUGCUUCCACAAAGCUGUUACAUUCUGAAUAACCAAAGACUUUAUAGACUGACAGUUUCCAAUGUUCAAACUUCAUUAAGAAUUCCCAAUACUGAACUUUUAUUAACCUUUGUCAAACAUUUAUUUAUUAAUUUAAUUUCCAAACAAAUGUUUUUUUCCAAAUUUUAUUUUCAUUGUUAACAAUAUGGGAAAAACUACCUGAAAUAUAUUUCCAUCUCAGUUAUAAUUUACAUGGUAAAUGUGUAAUUAUUUUAACACACAAAUGGUACAAAAUUACAAGGUUAUGAAAUAUCUGUUACUUUCUUUGGGUAAUACAAGAAAAUAUGUGGACCACUUUUGUAAGAUGUUUUUUUAUAUGGUUGUAAAUAAGAGUUAACAAGCAAAGCAAGGAUGAACAGAUAUUUAAUAAUAUGGCUUGGUUUGUUGUGCUAAAUGAUAACUUUAUAUAUUUAUAUGGUGUGGAUGCUAAGGAUGGUUUCAAUAAUAUUCUAAAUAAAGAAACUUUAUUUAUAAAA
This is a messenger RNA of Bombina bombina (fire-bellied toad), 1597 nucleotides long. It is a transcript of the gene MYOD1, whose product is annotated as myogenic differentiation 1. Lineage: Eukaryota; Metazoa; Chordata; Amphibia; Anura; Bombinatoridae. The record is from RefSeq and is a predicted model, not a curated record. Bases 213 to 1082 code for a protein of 289 amino acids. The transcript has 3 exons. Gene Ontology annotation, molecular function: protein dimerization activity; RNA polymerase II cis-regulatory region sequence-specific DNA binding; DNA-binding transcription factor activity, RNA polymerase II-specific. Gene Ontology annotation, biological process: muscle organ development; regulation of transcription by RNA polymerase II; positive regulation of myoblast differentiation.